CCCGGCGGCGGGCCGCGGCGGAGAUGGUGCCCGCGGGGGUGGCGCGGCGGAGCGCCCGCCCGCGGCCCUCGCCCGCGCGGGCGCCCGCCGAGGGGCUCGGCGGCCUUCCUGCUUUCGGGGGCCCAGCCGCGGUGCCGGUGGCCUUCGUGUCCCACGCAUGGAGCGGGACCUGCGAGUCGGAGCGGUUGAAGCCGGUGCCGAUGGACCACUACCUCCAGGUCUCGGACGUGCAGGCCGAUCUGCACGCCCUGCGCGCCGAGUGCGCGGCGGCCGCGGAGGGGCUCCUCGACGCGCGGGGGGCGGUGCAGGCGCUGGAGGAGGAGCUGCGGCGGGAGCGGCGCGCCUCGAGCGAGGCGCGCUCUCGGCGCGAGGACGGCCGGCGCCACGAGGAGGCCGCGCGGCGCGCCCGCCUCGAGGAGGCCGCGCAGCGGCGGCAGCUCGUGGCGGAGCAGCAGGAGGCGGCAUGCCUCACGCGACUGCUCCGCGGUGCUCGAGCGCGAGCAGCACGGGGAAUUGGCGCGGCUGAGAGGCGAGCUGAGCGAGGCUGGCGGGCUGAGGAGGAGCCUGGAGGCCCAGGAGUCUUGGCGCGACCGCGCGCUGGAGCAAGCGGGCCGCGACGCCGCGGAGCUGGCGCAGCUGCGCACGGAGGGCCGCGAGGUGGCCUGCCUACUGUCGAUGCUUGCUUUGAGCGAGGCCGAGUGCGACAGCUUGCGGAAGGGCAGCGCGGCGCUCGAGCGCGAGCAGCACGGGGAAUUGGCGCGGCUGAGAGGCGAGCUGAGCGAGGCUGGCGGGCUGAGGAGGAGCCUGGAGGCCCAGGAGUCCUGGCGCGACCGCGCGCUGGAGCAAGCGGGCCGCGACGCCGCGGAGCUGGCGCAGCUACGCAGUGAUGGCUGCGAGUCGGCCUGCCUCCGGUCGAUGCUCGCCGCGAGCGAGGCCGAGUGCGACCGCGUUCGGAAGGGCAGCGCGGCGCUCGAGCGCGAGCAGCUCGAGGAGCUGGCGCGGCUGAGAGGCGAGCUUCUGCAGGCCAGUCGGCUCCGCGGGGAGCUGGAGGCCCAGGCCUCGGCCUCGAGAGCGCGCGCGGCCGCGCUGGCGCCGUCGGUGCCCACGCCUCCCCGAGCCCGCCCCCAGCGCGCUGACGCUGUCGGUGCCCCCGGCG
This is a messenger RNA of Prorocentrum cordatum, 1156 nucleotides long. Lineage: Eukaryota; Dinophyceae; Prorocentrales; Prorocentraceae. The record is from the annotation of a GenBank genome assembly.